UCUAGCAUCGCAAAUUGCAAACUUCAAAACUCUCUCUCUCUCUCUCUCUCUGUCUUUCUCUCUCUAUAUCUACGCCACAAAUUCUAUAUUCUAGACUCACCCCACACUCUUGGAAUCUCAAACAUGAAGAAAUCCGGCAUCCUCGCCGCCUCCUUCGCCGCCGCGUCCGCCGCCGCAGUCUCCGUUACGUCCUCUGCACACACCUCUCAUCAGGACGUUACGGCUGAGGGGAGAGGCCGUGAGAGUUCUUCAUCGGCGAGUUCAUCUUCUUCGGAAAAAUUCGCGCCGAGAUUUGAUGGGUUGCGAUUCAUUGAAACGCUGAUUACUGCCCAUAGAUGAAAGAUUUUUUUUUUUUUUUGGCCUUGUGCUGUUUAGAGAAGACUUCGUCUAUGGGAAAUAUUUCAACUUUUUUUUUUUUCUAUUGGGGUUAUUGGGAGAAAUAGAGAGAAAAACAAAUUGUGAUAUUACGGGAUUAUAUUGUACUUUUUCUUUUUCUUGAUCUCAUUCAGGAAAUAAAAAAUUAAAGGUUUUUGGGUUUGUGCUGA
Messenger RNA from Gastrolobium bilobum, 545 nucleotides. RefSeq lists its product as uncharacterized. Lineage: Eukaryota; Viridiplantae; Streptophyta; Magnoliopsida; Fabales; Fabaceae. Bases 124 to 339 code for a protein of 71 amino acids. The transcript has 2 exons. The record is from RefSeq and is a predicted model, not a curated record.